Molecule: messenger RNA, 294 nt
Organism: Lactuca virosa
Lineage: Eukaryota; Viridiplantae; Streptophyta; Magnoliopsida; Asterales; Asteraceae
Source: the annotation of a GenBank genome assembly
AUGGAGAAGUCACUACGGUGUUUUAUGGUGGCAUUGAUGGCGCUGCUACUUUCCACCGGAUACCUGCAACUCACGGAAGCACAGGCUCCAUGCGAUCCGGUGAAAAUCAGUUGGUGUCUGCAGGCCAUCGUCACAAACAUGACACCCUCAGCAGACUGUUGCGAGAAGCUCAAGGAUCAGGAGUCUUGUCUUUGCCGGGAAACAGCUGAUCCGACUUUUGGUGGCUAUCUUGGACUUGCCGGUGCCAGGAGGGUCGCAGCUGCAUGCAACGUGACCUUCCCCAUUUGUACAUGA